CGUACUCAAAACAUCCAGGCUCCAGCAAUAGUGGGGAGGAGAGAGAGAGAGAGAGAGAGCCGAUACCAUGAGAAGGAGAGAGGGAAAGGGCGAAGAAGAGGAAAGAGAAGCUCCCCUCCAUGGAGAUGUGCUGGAGGCUAUCGUCUCGCACGUGUCCACUAUAGAUCUCGUGCCUGCCUCGCACGUCUCUAAGGCGUGGCGCGGCGCCGUCCUCUCCUUCCUCCGCCGCUCCCCGCGCCGCGCCCCCUGGCUUCUCCUCCACCUCCAGGGCCGCCGCGACCCCUCCAAGGCCUCGACCCACGCCUACGAUCCCCACUCCCGCGCGUGGUGCCUCAUCCCGCACGUGCCGCGCCUCCCCCCUCGCCUCUCCCUCCCCCUCCGUUCCUCUCCCCUCCUCCACGCCCUCUCCAUCUCCCGCCUCGCCCUCUCCGCCGACCCCUUCGGCGCCACGUGGCGCGAGCUGGAACCCCCACGCGUGUGGCGCCGGGACCCGGUGGUCGCCGCCGUGGGCCCCGCCGUCGUCGUGGUGGCCGGCGGCGCGUGCGAAUUCGAGGACGACCCUUGUGCCGUCGAGGUGCACCGCGGUGGCGGGUGGGAGGCGGCGGAGACGAUGCCGGAGGCCUUCAAAGGUUCGGCGGCCGCCACGUGGCUGUCGGUGGCGGCCUCAGACCGGGCGGUCUACGUGCUGGAGAAGCAGGCCGGGUGGGCCAGCCGCUUCGAUCCGGAGACCGGACAGUGGGGCCCGACUCGGCUGCUGCGCCCGGAUCCGACCGUGUGCCUCUCAGCCGUCGGCUUCAUCGACGCCGACCAUCUGGUCCUGGUUGGGGUUUGCGGGUCGGAUUCGGAUUCGGGUUGGAGGCCGGAGAGCGUGAGGCUGUGGGAAGUGAACGUCGAGACGCUGGAGGUGGGAAGCGAGGUGGGAAGAAUGGGGAAGGAGAUGGUGAAUGGAUUGGUUGGGAAGGAGGAGGAGGGGUCGUACUCGUGGGGAAUGUGGUCGAUCGGGUUCGCGAGCAUGGCGGGUUUCGGGUACGUUUAUAAUCCGGCAGAUCCGAGGAAGGAUAUAUUCUUGUGCGAGUUUGAGAGGACGGGCAAGGGGAGUGGGGAUGGGUGCAGGUGGGAAAGAAUUCCGAGUCCGCCGCCGGCGGUGGAAGCCAAUCCGGCUCAUAGGAUGGUGUUCAGGUGUUCCACGGUCGGGAUGGAUGAUCUUAAAAUGGUUCUGCGGACGCCGACAAGAUAGAGGGGGUUUGGAACAUUCAUGCAUGGGCUCUCAGAGAGCAGCCAUUUGGGACCUGCGGCCAUUAGGCAAUAUUUCUUUUUUUUUCCUUUUUUUUUUUUUUUUUUGGGGAAAAGAAGCAUGCAGUCCUUCGUCUUAGUCUUGUCCUUUUCUUCUACUUUUCUAUUUUUUUUUGUUUUCCUUUUCUUUUUAUGUAAUUUACUUAUUUAUGAUCAGAAAUGUGAUUGGCUGCAGCGAUGUUUUUCAAAUUUCAAUGUCCUAUGUAAUCUUGGCAAGGAAUGCUUGUCUUGUCU
Molecule: messenger RNA, 1527 nt
Organism: Elaeis guineensis (African oil palm)
Lineage: Eukaryota; Viridiplantae; Streptophyta; Magnoliopsida; Arecales; Arecaceae
Product: F-box/kelch-repeat protein At1g23390
Biological process (GO): proteasome-mediated ubiquitin-dependent protein catabolic process
Cellular component (GO): nucleus; cytosol
Molecular function (GO): protein binding
Source: RefSeq, a predicted model, not a curated record